This is a messenger RNA of Tripterygium wilfordii, 974 nucleotides long. RefSeq names its product protein PLANT CADMIUM RESISTANCE 8-like. NCBI's taxonomy places the organism in Eukaryota, Viridiplantae, Streptophyta, Magnoliopsida, Celastrales, Celastraceae. The coding region runs from base 183 to 761 and encodes 192 amino acids. The record is from RefSeq and is a predicted model, not a curated record. The transcript is spliced from 4 exons.
CUUUUAAUAAAGAGUUAAAAGACCACCUUGUCAUUGAUUACCAAAGGCGUCAUAGAACAAGAUAGUCUUCAUUGGAAACCUUAAUCUCCAAGUCAUUAGUUGACAUAACUGAGUCUUACUGGAAUGGAUUUGAUUUUAUAUUAAAGACUUGAGUAUCCAGGUUAGAACUUGUAAAUGACCAGAUGGAGAGGCCGGAAGCCGCUGAGCUUGAUGAAACUGCGGGGCAGUCGGCUCCGCUGACGACGGCCAUUGGAACGACACAGAAUCAAGUUCGUCCAAACAUUCAACCUGGUAAUUCACUCGAUCAUUCUACUGAUCUGGUGGUCGAGAGUUUGGUGAUUGGAGAGCCAUGGACAACAGGAUUAUUCGACUGCCAUGAACAACCAACAAAUGCGAUCAUGGCAUGCUGUUGCCCCUGCGUGACAUUCGGACAGAUAGCAGAAGUUUUGAAUGAUGGAGAAUAUUCUUGUCUUCGAGGGACUUUCAUUUACGCGUUGUUGAUGCCUGCUGCGUGCACUCAGUGGUUCAUGGGAUCGAAGUACAGAACAAAGCUGAGGAAGAAAUAUAACUUGGUUGAGGCUCCAUAUACAGAUGAUAUCUCCCACUUAUGUUGCCCUUGCUGCUCUCUUUGUCAGGAGUUUAGAGAGCUCAAGAACAGAGGACGUAAUCCUGAUUUAGGAUGGAAUGGAAUCCUCGCUCAGCGACAAGCACAGAAGAAUCAAGGGAGGGCUCCUCCUGCAAACCAAGUCAUGUCCAAGUAAAAUCAAGAUUUCUAAUGGAAGCAUUGAAUUUGUCUAAACAUUGCAUCUCAUGUUUUAAUUACUUGCCAGUUUAUAUUAUCAGUAGAACAUUUAUAUAUAUAUGUAUGUAUGUAUGUAUCUGAAUCAAGCCUCAACAGAGACAAAGCACAGAAUAAGAAACAAGAAGAAUAUUUAACCAGUUGGCAGAAUAUAUAUACACAAGGGUGGGUUUCA